Coffea eugenioides is the source of this 657-nucleotide messenger RNA. RefSeq lists its product as uncharacterized. The record is from RefSeq and is a predicted model, not a curated record. Bases 1 to 657 code for a protein of 218 amino acids. NCBI's taxonomy places the organism in Eukaryota, Viridiplantae, Streptophyta, Magnoliopsida, Gentianales, Rubiaceae. The transcript has 2 exons.
AUGACUAAUAUUCUUGCUCGUUUAGUAGAGCAACAGGGUCAAGCCCCUUUGAACCAACCAAGGGAUCCCGAUUUGGGACAGGAUAGAGCCCUCGAGAGAUUUCAAAAGUUCUCUCCUCCUAAGUUCCUGGGAGGACCGGACCCUGAGGGAGCCGAGAGAUGCUUAGAGACCAUGAUCAAUAUCUUUGCCGCUCUGAACUAUGCAGAGGAUAGGCAAGUGCAAUUUGCUGCUUUUCAAUUUGAAGGUCCAGCCAGAUCUUGGUGGAAUGAGGCCUUGGCGGCAGCUCAGAUCAAUACUUUUACUGAGGUUUUGGAGAUGGCCCAGAGAAUCGAGAUUGCCAGGGCGCAAGUGGGAAGUUUUCAUGCAAAACGAAAAGGGGCGCCUAGUGGAUGUCAAAGGCCGGUACAGAGUGAUCGAAGCAUACCACCCCCUAAAGCAGGUCGUGGUGUUGGGGAUAGAAGGUUUACGGGUACUUCGAGGGGAGGUACGCCGAGGAGAGGCCAAGGUGGAAGGGGACAAGGGAGAGGUGGUCCACAGGGGGGCCAGACCUCCACUCCUCGAGUAAUGUGUGGAUAUUGUGAAAAAUCAAACCAUACUGAGGAGAAUUGCUGGAGAAAGGCUCGGAAGUGCCUAAGGUGUGGAAGCACGGAGCACUAG